This is a messenger RNA of Halteromyces radiatus, 4380 nucleotides long. RefSeq lists its product as uncharacterized. Gene Ontology annotation, cellular component: cytoplasm. Bases 83 to 4339 code for a protein of 1418 amino acids. The transcript is spliced from 6 exons. The record is from RefSeq and is a predicted model, not a curated record. Gene Ontology annotation, molecular function: glycosyltransferase activity. NCBI's taxonomy places the organism in Eukaryota, Fungi, Mucoromycota, Mucoromycetes, Mucorales, Cunninghamellaceae.
UCUUUUCCCACUAUCUUCUUUUCCUAAUCAUCAAUUCUUUUUUUUUUUUAUUAACAGUGACUCUUGUAUUCCAUUUGAGUUCAUGGUUGAUGAAGCAUAUGUAACUUUAGUGGCUACUGAUAGUUACGCUGCAGGUGCUUUGGUACUUGGACAUCGUUUACGUGAUCUUGGUUCACAAAAAGCUUUGGUAUGUCUCGUUACGAGUAAUGUCUCUGCUACUGUUCUGGAACAUUUAUCACAACUCUAUACGCUGGUUUCAGUGGAUACACUUAUAUCUUCAGAUAAAGAUAACUUACGUUUACUUGGUCGUCCGGAAUUGGAUAUCACUUUCACCAAACUUCACCUCUGGAACCUAACUCAAUACAAGAAAGUAGUCUUCUUGGACGCAGAUACCUUACCUUUACGAAAUGUUGAUGACCUUUUCUGUCGGCCAAACUUUUCUGCUGCUCCGGAUGCUGGAUGGCCUGAUUGUUUCAAUUCUGGCGUGUUUGUGACGGAACCUUCUGCAAAAGAUUAUCAAGGAUUAAAGGAUAUGGCCUUAGAGAAGGGCUCUUUUGAUGGUGGUGAUCAAGGUCUUUUGAACAGUUAUUUUAGUUCUUGGUCUACUUCUCCAUCCAGUCACCGUCUUCCAUUUACUUACAAUGCCACUCCAACAAGUCAAUACAGUUAUGCGCCAGCUCAUCAAUAUUAUGUGAAUGACAUUGCCAUUUGUCAUUUUAUUGGUACUGAAAAACCUUGGAAAUAUCAACGUUUUGCCGAUGGAAAGGUUUUUUCUCAAGCAUGGAAAGGAUUGACAGAUCUGAUACAAUCUUGGUGGGAUACUUGGAACUUACAUUAUGGACAGAGUCUUCCUCACGUACUACUUUCUAAAACACCUAUGGAUUCUUUUGAUUAUACCCUUAUGACUGGACCUAUCAAUCUAUUCAAUAUUCCUAUUAUCAAUGCCUGGGAUACAUCAAAUGUAUAUGACGAUAUUGAAAUGUAUGAAAAACAUCGACAUAUUGAAGCCAUGCCUCCAAUUGCCAAUAUCACUAUCAGUACACCAAAGUGGCUCUCUCAACAAACUUCUUCCUCUUCCUAUCCGGGUUCAUCCGAUAUGCAUACACUUGAUUCCUUGUUUGAUGACACAUCUCAGUAUUCAAGCCAUAUUAACGACGAUGAAACAUUAGAUGAUGUGGUCUCGAUUACUGAUCAAUCCUCUUUCACUUCACCAUUACCUGAAGAUACAAAUGUAAACAACAUCACUCAUCACCAAGCUGCCUCUCAUACUGACAACAAAAAAGAUGGUUGCUACCAAAUUAUUGAUUGGAAUCCAGCUCAUGAUUCUCCACCAAAUACUGGAAUGGCUGCCAAUAUUCCUGAUCUAUCGAAUUUUGUCAAUGCCUGGGAUCAACCACUCCAACAUCAGACUAUUUGGAUCGCACCAGAGCCACAACCCAUCCCAAAUAUGGAACAUGAUUAUGGUUUUAUACACGAACGCCAACGCCAACAUCGACAAUACUACCCACCUGUCUUCCCCUGGGAAUCUGAACAAAUACCUGAACCAACUCGCAUAUGGCUUGAUGAACAUGUUGAAAUGGUUACCAAAGAAAACAGCAAACAAAAAUCACAAGUGACUGAUGGAUAUGGGAACACUACACGACAAUAUAUUGGAGAAGAAUACAAUGUUGAGACAAGAUCUAUCCCUUUUGAUGAACAUCAUGGACAACAACAGUUUAUACACCAUUCUGAAUCAAUAGAAGAGGUAGAUAAUGCUUCUCCUACUUAUGCAAUGGAUCUGAUCACACAUCCUAUAAUGUCACCUGGAAAGUCACCAAAACGGUCCCACUAUUCGCCAACUGAAAGUAUUCAAACUGACAACGACUGGAGCGAUAGAGAUCUUAUACCCAUCCAACUUAAGCCAUCCAGCAAACUCAAUAAGGAAGGUCUCUCACCAGUGAUUCCUCAGAGUCCAAUAGGUAGUCGGCGAAGUAGUAUCUCCAGAAGUAGACGUGCAUCUGCUUCUUCCAGUAGAUCACAAUCACGAAGUGUUACUGCACCAACUUCGCCAGCAGCAUCCUCAUCUCCAACACCAACAUCAACCCCAGUUUUUGGACCACGACUUGCGAUGGAUUAUUCUCAGGAACAACAGCCAUUACCUAUGUCUUCACGCAUGUAUUAUUCAAAGCAGACACCUUAUACAUCAGCCGCUGCUACCCCUGUUCGUGAAAACCAAGGAUUCUUUGAUGAAAAAUAUGUAUUGCAGAAUUAUAUGUACGACGGUAGUCACAGUCAAGAAGUGGAUGAUGGAUUACAAGAAAAUGAUCUUGGUGACGAUUUUUAUUGGAACUAUUCUUUUGAUGAAUCUCUACAACGGGCUACAUACAGAAAUCGAUCAUCACAGCAGCAUUACUCUGAUAUCAAAACGGAAUGGGAUCCUCAAGCGGCACUCACCCAACUCAAAUCUACCAGCGAAUCGAUUUUGUGUAGUCGGGAAUAUGAAGAAGCUGUGGAAAGAACCAACCCAGAAGAUAGUAUCGACAACAGCAACAACAGUAGGGUCAUAUCAGCAGAAAAUCAUUAUGCAUUGGACAAUACUACUACCGAUAUACCAGCUCAUGACAGCAUUCGAGAUCAAUUCAACGCAAGCGGCAACUCUUCUCCAAAGACACCUGUGGCUCGUGGUAUGGAUAGUAAUCUCACGGGAGAGAUUGAAACAGCAAAGGAACAAUAUCGACAGCAACAACGUGCAGCACUUUCACUCGUCGAACCGCAAACAGCCAUGGCAACAUUAUUGGAGGUUGAACUCGAUUUAUCCAAAAGUAAACUCUUCAAUCGUCGCUCGGACAACACCAGAAACAACAUAUAUCAAAGUACUGAUAUCACAGGUGCUUCUUCAUCGUCCUCUACUGCUCCUACUGCCACGAUGGUUAUGGAAAGUGGUUCCAGCAGUGAAUUUGAAACUAUUCACGAUGUAUCUACCUCUACAAUUGACAACGAAAACGACAACAAUGAAGAAGAACCUCCUUCUAUGGAUCAACAGCAAGAUCAACAAUGGAUUGAACAACAUCAUGAUGGAGAUGAUCAGCUCGUACAACAGGAUGAUGAUUUUGUAGCCUACUUUGAUUCUUCGAUCAUGGAAACAGCAAGACGCAAACUGAACGCACUGGCGCAUGAUGUUUCUGUUACGUCAAUGUCCUCCACAGCCACAAUGAAUGAUGUAUUUCUCGAUGAAACAAUAUCCACGACUUCUCAAUCGGAACCUUUACAAAAUCUAUCACGGUACAGUUUCCCUGAUGCGUCAUUUGAAUAUACGACAUACGAUACCCCUACGAUGGACCCUGGAUUGGAAACUGUGGAAUUAUCGUCUUCAUCAAUAUCUUCAUCUGUACAAGAUAUGAGCCAAAGGGUAGAUCACAAUACGGAUGAUUCUGAUACUUUAUUGCAAUCAACGGGUGAAGAAGUAGAAUUGGAAGAAGAAGUAACUGAAGGUGAUUUGAGGAGCAACGAAAGUGAUUUGAACAACAAUAAUGUAUCAACAUGGCUGUCUCUUACUACGGAUGAAAUGAUGCACCACUCAUUACAAUCGACGGUUUACAACGAUGAUGACAUCCAUCACAGCAACAUUAUUAGGGGUGAUGAUUCCCAAUGUAGCGAUGGCAACUCUGAUGACAACAGUAUUAUUAUUGGCACCAUUGAUCUUCUCACUGAAACUGCUGAUGAUACUCUGAUGGAUACUCAUACGACAGUGGAAUACAUGGAACUACCAUCAACAUCCAUUUCAGCAUUAGCAAGCUCGGAAAACGAACAAAAAGCAACAAUAUUUUCGCCUGCACCAACAAUUGACAAACAAGGAUCAGCUUACAUACUCUCUGGGUCUGAUGACAACGAUACCGUCUUCUUAUCAGCUGCAGAAGGAACUCUUACUAGCGCCAGUGGAUCAUCAUCCGUCAAUAGUAUGUAUGAUUGGUAUACAGUUGGAUCAUCUACGCCUAUACCAAACGAUGAUGACGAAAAUGAUGAUACGGUAUUGAAUUUAUUAGGAGAAGACGACAUGGAAACACACACUGCUACAGCACGUUCGUUUGUUACUGAAAGCAGAGGAGGAGAAACAAGUGAUGAACCAAUCAUUCCAGUCUCAUCAUUCACAUCAACAUCAACAUCAUCAUGGUCAUCUUCCUUCCCACUGCCAGUGAUGGGUCCAACCGAAAACAACAAUGACAGUUCAUUCACAUACGAAUAUGUUGUUCUGUAUUCCAACAACAACGACGACGAUGACGAUGAAAACAACAGCGAUUUUGACGAUGGAUCAGACGUUGCAUCGGUGGAAUCUGAACAUACAGCGAAGGCACAAGAUUGAUACCAAUAUUUAGUUAGUAGUAUUAUUAGUAUUUUUUUUUU